Messenger RNA from Galdieria sulphuraria, 1593 nucleotides. Its product is annotated as serine racemase. The coding region runs from base 20 to 1558 and encodes 512 amino acids. Gene Ontology annotation, biological process: D-serine biosynthetic process; L-serine metabolic process; pyruvate biosynthetic process. NCBI's taxonomy places the organism in Eukaryota, Rhodophyta, Bangiophyceae, Galdieriales, Galdieriaceae. The transcript has 3 exons. Gene Ontology annotation, molecular function: magnesium ion binding; ATP binding; L-serine ammonia-lyase activity. The record is from RefSeq and is a predicted model, not a curated record.
UUUUUCAUCCUCAUAUCGAAUGACUGGCCAGUUGGACUGGACUUGGAGUGGCAAGUUGAAUGUUCAAGGUUCUGCACUCUCUGAACAGCCACUACUUACUUUGGUUCGAAUGACCCAAGUAACUAUUUCCGUUUCUGUUUCUGAUGGCUCUCGUUUUUGGUUUGGACAAGGUGAUGAAAGUACCGUGGGCACUUCUGUCAAAGUCUCGAAAAGUAGAAUAGAAAUACUUGCAGAUGCGUUGAAACAACCAUCGGACGAUACGACAGUUGUUGUGUUGACAAGUGAAGAUAAUGGGCCACAAGACUCCAUCUACUUGAAAGUUAUGAGAGUUGUUUUAUCUGACUUGCCACUACCUAUCAUUUCUUUGGAGUUGAAAAGUCAAGCAGCUGGCACGUUUCUAGAAAAUAUUUGGGAUGUAUUGACCAUGUUACGUUGUAAGAAUGAAGAGCUGGAAAGAGUUGUGAAACGUGAAGAAACAGUCAAUCAAGAGUUGCAACGAGCACUUCAUUUGACGAGAGAAGAAAAGAAUAGAAUGGAAGAAAAGAUGUUGAAAAAAUCGAAUGAGUUGAAUUCUUCUAUGGAAGAAGAAAAUAAUGAUCCGGUUGGUUGGGAAGAUAUUCUCAAGGCACAAAGUAGACUUCAUGGCGUAGCUCAUAAAACACCUGUUUUUACUAGUACCUAUUUGAAUAAUCUAUCUGGUAGUCAACUCUAUUUCAAGUGUGAGAAUCUUCAAAGAAUUGGCGCUUUCAAGUUUCGAGGUGCAUACAACGCCUUGAGUGCCCUUCGCCUCUCAAAACCUCAAGUUACCGAUGUAGUCACGCAUAGUUCUGGAAAUCACGCUCAGGCCCUUGCACUGGCUUCAAGUCUCUUAGGUUUGAAAGCGCAUAUUGUUAUGCCUUCCAAUGUUUCUUCAGUAAAGCGAAACGCAGUAGAAGGUUAUGGUGGGAACGUCAUCUUAUGUGAACCCAACCUACCAGCGAGGGAAUCAACUGCAGAGAAAGUGAUUCAACAGACAAACGGAGAAUAUAUACCACCCUAUAAUCACAGAGAUAUCAUUGCAGGCCAAGGAACUGCUGCUGCAGAACUUUUAGAGGAGGUCCCUGAUCUGGACGCAAUCAUUGCACCCAUUGGUGGUGGUGGACUUAUUUCUGGCACUUGUAUUGCAGCAAAGCAUUUAUCUUCACAUUGUAUGAUAUUGGCAGCAGAACCUGCUGGUGCUGAUGAUGCCAAGCAGUCAUUGGAAAGUGGUGUUCUUAUUCCUCAAACGAGUCCUCAUACUAUUGCCGAUGGACUGUUGACAAGUUUAGGUGACUUGACUUGGACUAUUGUUCAUCAUCAUGUGAAACAAGUAAUCACUGUGAGCGAUGAGGAAAUCAUAAAUGCAAUGAAGUUGAUUUUCGAAAGAAUGAAGUUGGUAGUGGAGCCUUCAGGAGCAGUAUCUACAGCUGCUUGUUUAACCAAAGACUUUCAACGUUUAGGUUUGAACAAAGUUGGUGUGAUUAUUUCUGGUGGAAAUUUAGAUUUGAAUAAACUUCCAUGGCUCACUCGCCUUGGUUAAGUCUUAUUUUAUGGAAUAUACUUUUUGUUGUCAUG